AAUAUUUGAGGUCUUUAAUUUAGAAGGCUUUGACCUAUUGGGCAUCUUGCACAUGCGCAAAACCGCUGUUCAUAAGUGCACUUAUCAUUGAAAGUAUUUCCUUGUUCUUAUAAACUUACAGGUCAAAUCAAGGGUUUUGUGCCCCUUUUGUAACACCACUUUAUCUCAUCAUAUUGGCCCAUAACCUGUGAGCUUUAUUGAUCAAUGGACGAAAGGGAUACAUUUGCAGGAGAACAGAUCAUAGUUUUUUGUUUUUGUAAGAUAUAUUUGUUCACUUGUUCUUAGACUACUUGUCCCCCUAGUUACGACAACCUUAUGUCAUGGAAACGAGUAAAGAUGAUUGAUUGUAACUCUUACAGACAAUUCUACACUAUUUGAGGGUACUCACUAGUCACAGCUUUCAGGACAAAAUGAUUUUUCCAGGAAAUGUGUCAAGCUUAUUCCAUAUGUGAUAUUUUAAUUUACCUUAUCUGAAUUUGUAGUCCUUGUUUGUCCAGCUGGGAACUUAUUGUUUGAACAUAUCACUCCUUGUCUAUUGUGGUCAGUCUCCUGGUCAAUCCUUGUCAGUUUCGAAAACUAAUUUUACAAAGUGAAUUAUCUAUCUCAUUAGUGAUACUUCAUCAUGUAGCUUGGGUGGUUGUUAUUUUCAUAUCACUCAAAUUUUCUGUGUUUGUGCAUAUUUCUGUAAACUAAAUGGACCAAUGUGCACAUCAUAGUAUUCUAUUUUGUACUUGUAAAAAGGUUGGCGAAAGACAUGAAUUAAAUUUCUCUUUUUUCAUUCUUGUCACAUUUUGUGCAUAAGAUCAGCCUCAUUUUGAUCUAAUUUGUUGUCAUUGGUAUCUCUUGCUUGUUAUGCCUGCCAGUAUCCAGACCUUAUGAGCGCCACUGACACAAAUGUCCUGAUGUUUAGCUGAGAACUCCUUGUGGUUUCGUAACUGCUGGUGAUUCCAUAUUCUAAUUUCUACCGGUGUUUUGUGACAUUGACUAAAGGUGUGUGUGACCUUACAUAAUUAGCUUGGAAAUAAAGUUAAUAUUAUUAACCAUAAAGUCUUAGCGUAAGGGUAUCUCCUAGCAUAUCAUUGGAGCCAUAAAGCUCAAACACCUCAGGAAAAGCCAUAGCAAAGAGCUUAUGUCUUGCUUGCUUCCUCUAGCACUUUGAACUACCUAGAACCAAGCUACAGAUUGGUAAGUACUUCUUCAAGGAGAAAGGCCAUACCAUCAUCAUCAGUUUACCGAAGUGUUAUGUUGGGGAUCAUAGUCAUAGUCAUAGUCAUCAACCCAGUAUCCCUCCUAAGUCGGGUCCAGAGAUAGAGGAAAGUAAUGGACAUACCCGUACCCCUCCAAGGAGAGGGCAAAGAGGAAAGCGCGCAUUGAGAUACUCCCCAAAUAGAUGGGCCCUGCAAAAAAGAGAGGUGAGUGGCAUACAAUUCUCCUGGGGAGGCACUUGAAAUUGCGGCUAAAACUGAACAAACUACAUUAGACUUGUAACUGGGCAAUAAUAAAAAGUAAAUGCAUAGCACAAAAAGGUAACUAAAAAGAUGAAGAAAUAGCUAGGGUAAAAAGGGGAAAAGGGACAGGAACUAACAAAAGUCUAUGACACGAAUAUUACAUCUCCAGCUCUUCCUAUGUCUGGUCAGGUCCUCCGAUAGAUGCAACUUUCGCAUGUCAAUUAUUAUUUGCUCCUCCCAAAUAAAUUUUAAGAAUUAGCUUUUGGAUGAUGCCUAUAUGUCAAGCGACCACUUUAACAUUACAAUCAGUCAUAUCAACCAAUAUCAAAGCCUUGCCUUUCUUGUGUAGCUCAACAUGCUUUUAUUUUUUAGCUGAACUGAAAACUUAGAAACUACUUGAUACAUAUGUAGUGUCUGAGGUUGAGUUAGUAUCAACCUUACCAACCCACUAAAUGCACCGAUACAAGUUGUAUAUGCUCUACUAUUUUUAAAAAGAAAAAGUCCAAAGAGAUUAUGAUUGUUGAACACCCUUUGAUACUUCCUUUAUUUGUUGGAAAAUCAAGUCCAAUAUAAGAAAGUAGUGUUGUUUCUCCUGAAUGGCUUAUAUGUACAUUGUACAUAACUUUCAUUAGGAUACAAAAAUGUUGUUAAUCUUGAGUCUCAUUGUAAUUCACGUCUGACUAAGAAUUUAGUUCAAAUUGAGUGCACCCUGGAGUUUCUAAGGUCAUAUGGCUCUGGUUAAUAGUAACUUUUUUGUGGUGGGGAAAGGGAAUUCCAUUAAUUUCAUUAUGCUAGAUGAAUAAAACCAUGUAUAAUCAAGUCUACAGAACAUGAAAUGAACAACUUUUGUUGCGAAAAGUGUCUCUGAGGCAUGUAAUGUAAAUAUGCUCACAUUUAUAUAUGAAGACUAAGUAGUUCGCUCUGUUGCUUAGCUGGCCUGGAGUACUUGUUGGGCUGCUGAAGUUGUGCUUUACUAGGAUUCUUUCUUAGCUGUCCACAGGUGGUAUUGAUAUGAGGCAUUUCUGGAAUUAGUUUUGCAAAAUUGUAACUUAUGGUAGAGAACAACUCACGAUGAUGAUAGUAUGCUCUCCAAUUAAAACUUGCCCCAAAAAUGUGCUUCCGAUAAGUGGGUAUUUUCAAAAGCAAAUGAGAGUCCAUAUAAAUAAUAUUGCUUCCCCUACCACAUCCAGGUCAUGUUGUCACAUUCUGAAACAAGGGAUCUCCAGGAUUAGAUAUCCUCGAAUUUCAGCCUCUAGCAGUUCUUCAUGGUUUUCCAAUUGUAGCAUCCGUGCAUUUCAAUGGGUUCGGUACAGAUCUGGUUUGUGCAGUAAGAAGAAACCAUGUCCUUUGUUAAUGGUCAAAAGUAGUUCUCACGAGACAUCGAUUGGUUUCUCAUCUUGGCCUCAAGAUGUAAGCAUUAAAAUUUUGGUGCCAAAACGAAGAAUGCUUUCUGAUUUCAAAUUUGAUGCUGGACUAUUCUCUUGGUUGAAAGGAUAUGGCGCUGCUGGUUUGAUUUCCGGAUUAUUAGUUUGUUAUUCGACUUCAAAUUCAGCACAUUCUGAAGCACUGGAGGAAAAAGGAGCCAAAAAGAAAUGCACUGAUCCUUCAGUCGACCAUUUUGCACAUGGAAAGAAAGUCUACACUGAUUAUUCUGUCAUAGGCAUACCUGGAGACGGAAGGUGUUUAUUUCGUUCUGUUGCUCAUGGGGCUUGUUUAAGGAAUGGCAAACCUGCUCCAAAUGAAAGCCUACAGAAACAAUUAGCUGACGAGUUACGGGCUAUGGUUGCUGAAGAAUUGAUCAGAAGGCGGCAAGAAACUGAGUGGUUUAUUGAAGGCGACUUUGACACUUAUGUUUCACGGAUAAGGAAGCCUCAUGUUUGGGGAGGUGAACCCGAGUUACUGAUGCUUCAACAUGUUUUAAGGUCGCGGCUCGCAACUUUCGUGCUGGUUUUUGCAAUGUUCGUUUUAUUCGGUUUUGUUAGUUAUGCAAUAACUACCUACAGUUAAUAUGGUUAUAUUAACCGAAUUAUUGGGAUGAAUUGAUUUAAUAUCGGCAUUGAUUCGUGAAUCGAUGUUGCAAUUCAUGAAUUGACAUAUUACUUCAUGAAUAAUUGUAUGGUUUUCUAUAAAUAUAGAAGGCAUGUGUAAGUUAUUUCUUACAUGAGAUGUAUAUGGAAAAUACAUGUUAUUUUU
This is a messenger RNA of Amaranthus tricolor (Joseph's coat), 3641 nucleotides long. RefSeq names its product OVARIAN TUMOR DOMAIN-containing deubiquitinating enzyme 4-like. Gene Ontology annotation, molecular function: cysteine-type deubiquitinase activity. The transcript has 6 exons. Bases 2520 to 3455 code for a protein of 311 amino acids. Gene Ontology annotation, biological process: protein deubiquitination; endoplasmic reticulum unfolded protein response. Gene Ontology annotation, cellular component: nucleus; cytosol. NCBI's taxonomy places the organism in Eukaryota, Viridiplantae, Streptophyta, Magnoliopsida, Caryophyllales, Amaranthaceae. The record is from RefSeq and is a predicted model, not a curated record.